Molecule: messenger RNA, 465 nt
Organism: Notodromas monacha
Lineage: Eukaryota; Metazoa; Arthropoda; Ostracoda; Podocopida; Cyprididae
Source: the annotation of a GenBank genome assembly
AGAUUCGCGACUCUUUUUUUUCUCUUAUCCUCAUGUAACUGCACUUUUCCUGCCAACCUUACGGGUUCUGGAAUCCAAGUUCAGCUUUUCCGAAUCUUUCUAGUUUCGAGUCCGAAUUUGUAUUUUCGAAAAAUUGUUACAUUGGACCACGGCUUGUGACCGCCGAUGGAGUGAAACAUGUCUGCUCUAGUCACUGCUCGAGUGCUCGUUGCCGACCUAAAAGUCAUUCAGCAUUGGUCUAACCAUUCCUGCUUCUCGCUGCCCGGCAAGUUAGUGAAGUUUAACAUCAUUCGGGGUUGCGGGAUUCCUCGAGGGACUAAUGAACCUGGAUGCCCAUUACCUCCGAUGGCUACCAGGCUGCAGACUGCCGGCGUCUGCAAAGGAACGGAUGGCCUGAAAAAGUUCCGGUGCUCGACGGAAACUGACGUAGAACAAGGGCAUCCGGGAACACCCAUCGAAGUGUGA